AUGGAUGGUGAGAAAGAACCCAUGUCAAGGAAUGUUAAUUCCAAGGAAAAAAUAAAAAACAAUGAUUCUAUUCCAGAAUUAGAUUCAGAACCACCUAAAUUGAUCAUAAAUAAUCCUCCAUUCAUGUAUAGUAACAAAUUACAGAAGCCAAGUGACUUACAAGAUGACCUAAAUGAUUGUUUGAUUAAUCUACCAAAUCCUGGAAUUAUCAAUAUUACUGAUGUUAAUGAAGAUGAAUUUAAUAAAGUGGUGUUUGGAAAUGAAAUCCAAGGAACAUCAAAAGGAGAACUCAAAGAACCUGAAAUUAAGGUUACAUCAAAAGAUGAAUUUAUGGUCAUUGAUACUGAAUCUGCAUUUGAAGAUGAAUUAAUGCUAAUCACUUCAGAUGACGAAAUUGAAAUAGUAUCUGAUGAAGAAUUGUCUACUAAAAAUAGGCCAAAAAAAUUGAAAUUGAAGAAAAUUAAUAAUGAACGAAAAGAUGAAAACAAAACUCAAACAAAUUUUGAAGCCGAAAAAGUACAGUCAAUUACUGAAUUUGAUAAAUUGUGGCAAGUUGUUAGAGAUGAUUCUUCAAAUUUUUCUGGGUGGACUAAUUUACUAAAAUAUAUUGACCAAGAAAAUAAAAUUGUGAAAGCAAGGGUAGCAUAUACUCAAUUCUUAGACCUAUAUCCUUGUUGUUAUGAUUAUUGGAUAAAAUUUGCAGAAUUUGAAAAAAGAAACAAUAAUUUAAAUAAGGUUGAAGUAAUUUUUCAACGUGGUUUAAGAACCUUACAGCUUAGUGUUGACUUAUGGUUUAAUUAUAUGACUUUCUUAAUGGCUUACCGUAGUGAUAAUAUUCAUUAUAUUCGUGGCAAGUUUGAAGAAUGCUUAACAAAGUGUGGUCUUGUGUAUUAUUCUGAUCGUCUAUGGGAUAUUUACAUUAAGUGGGAAAUUAAUCAAAAUGAGUUAAAAAAUGUUUUUGACAUAUAUAAUCGGCUUCUUGUUACACAAACAUUUGGUUAUUUAAUACAUUUUGAACAUUUUAAAGAAUUUGUAAACAAGAAUGAGCCAUAUACAUUUUUAAAUGCUAAAGAAUAUUUUGAAUUGCGACAGCAAAUAGCUGAAGAACUGAAAAUAGAUGAAAGUAAUGAAUUUUUGCCAGAUGAUUCCAUGGCCCAAGGAAAAAAUGGAAAUACAUUUUCAUCUGAAGUAUCUGAAAAAGAAUUAUUAUUAAUAAAAGAAGCAAUUAUUGAAUCAAAAUACAAAAUUCAUCAGAAAACAGCCAAAGAAAUUGAAAAGCGCCAAGUAUUUGAAGAAGGUAUUAAGAGACCUUAUUUCAACAUAAAACCAUUGGAACUAAGUCAGAUUGAAAACUGGAAACGUUAUAUUGAAUUUGAAAAGGAAACCAAAAAUCAUAACCGAAUUGUUAUUAUUUAUGAAAGAUGUUUGAUACCAUGUGCAUUAUAUGAAGACUUCUGGUUAAGCUAUGUGGAAUAUUUAGAAUUAUCGCCUUAUGAUGUAUGUGAUUUAUUACACAAUUUAUUUACGCGAGCUUGUGUAGUUCAUCAUCGCAAGUCACCCAAAUUACAUUUUAAAUGGGCAGAAUUCGAAGAAUUCAAAGGAAAUGUGAACAAAGCUGCUGAAAUUUUGAAACAUAUUGAUGAAGUUGUUCCACAUACAUUACACAUAGUUAAUAGGCGUAUUAAUUUGGAGAAAAGAAGAAACAAUUAUGGUAGAACAUGUGAAUUAUUUGAACAUUAUAUGGACAUUUAUCAACAGGAUAUGUUCUCAAAAUCAAUCAUUGCUAUAAAAUAUGCACGUUUCCUUUGGAAAAAUGCAAAUGAAAUUGAGAAGGCGAUCCAAGUCAUCACAGAAAUCAUCAAUGAAGAUAAGAAAAAUAUGUACUGUAAUGAAAGACUACUAUUACAACUUAUUGAGUUAAAAAUUAACUUGAAGCCUUUAAAUGUAAAUUCAGUUAUCCAAAUGUUUGAUGAAAUAAUGGUAAUGGAUAAUAUUAGUUUAAAACAAAAAGCAUUAUUUUCUCAGCAUAAACUAGAGUUUCUUGAAGAAUAUACUUGUGAUUAUAAAUCUUUAGAUAAUACUACUGAUGAGUUCCUGACAUAUUCAAGUUUAUCAAAAACACAGGAAAUGGCUGAAUCCUGGGAUUCAGCAUUGGCUAGUUAUAACCACCAAUACUAUAUCACUGGGUAUUAUCAUCAGCAAUAUAUGGCAGCAUACAAUCAAUACAUAAAUGCUGGAUUAGUUGAUCCAAAUGAGUUUUAUCCAAAUGAGGUUGAUCCAAAUGAGGUUGAUCCAAAUGAGGUUGAUCCAAAUGAGGUUAAUCCAAAUGAGGUUGAUCCAAAUGAGGUUAAUCCAAAUGAGUUUGAUCCAGAUGAGUUUGAUUCACAAGAAGAUUAAAAUCAAGCAUGGGAGCCAUAAAAUUAUAACAGCACUGAUGGAAGUUAACAUUAAUUUUAAUUAUAGGUAGUAUACUGGUGUUACAUGCUAUUAUUAGUG
Messenger RNA from Cinara cedri, 2496 nucleotides. The record is from the annotation of a GenBank genome assembly. Lineage: Eukaryota; Metazoa; Arthropoda; Insecta; Hemiptera; Aphididae.